UCACAUGUUACACCCUAUUCACUCUUCAAAAAAAAAAGUAAAAAACUGCUCUGAGAUUAUAACAAAACCCCGCGCUUCUCUUCUACAUCUAACAUCUCACAAUUCUCCAACAUAGAUACACACAUACAUAUACGAUAGAUUAGUAUACACACAAUAACAUACACAGCAAGAGUGAAAAUGGAAUUGCAGAAGGGAUUUAAGCUAUUGCUUCAACAAUACAAAGCUUUGUUCACGAAGAACUUGCUGCUCGCAUGGCGGAACAAGAGAGCCACAUUCCUUCAGUUAUUUUCAUCAAUAUUCUUCAUUUUUUUGCUUUUCAUUAUACAAAAAGCAAUUGAAGCUCGAUUCGGCUCUUCCACUGCCUUCAAGGCUGUACGAGAUCCUGAGCCGCUAAUCGAUCCCCCGAUCCCUCCGUGUGAGGAUAAGUAUUACACUAAGCUUCCGUGUUUUGACUUUGUUUGGAGCGGCAGUGAUAGUGACAGGAUAGGAUCGAUUGUUGAUCAAAUUAGGGCUAAUAAUCCUGGUAGGCCCAUUCCUUCUACCAAGGUCAAAUCUUUUCGAUCAAAAAAUGACGUGGAUGCAUGGUUCGUUGCUAAUCCUAUGAAAUGUCCCGGAGCUCUGCAUUUUCUAGAGAGAAAUGCUACUGUAAUUAGUUACGGUUUACAGACAAACUCUACACCCGCUGGAAAACGAGGUGAUUUUGAAGAUCCAACAUUCAAAUUCCAAAUACCACUCCAAAUUGCUGUUGAACGCGAAAUUGCAAGGUCAUUAAUAGGAGAUCCUGGUUUCAGUUGGGUUGUCAAUUUGAAGGAAUUUGCACAUCCGGUAGUGGAAACAUUCUCUUCUGUGGGCACAGUAGGACCAAGUUUCUUCUUGGCCAUUGCCAUGUUUGGUUUUGUGCUACAGAUUAGUUCUUUGAUCGUUGAGAAAGAACUCAAGCUUCGCCAGGCAAUGUCUAUGAUGGGCCUUUAUGACACGGCUUAUUGGUUAUCAUGGCUUACAUGGGAGGGAAUCAUCACCCUAUUUUCCUCUCUUUUCACAGUUCUCUUUGGAAUGAUGUUUCGGUUUGAUUUCUUCAUGAACAACAGCUUUGAAGUUGUGUUUCUUGUGUUCUUUCUCUUCCAAUUAAACAUGAUCGGUUUUGCGUUCAUGUUUUCAUCAUUCAUCACAAAAUCAACUUCAUCUACAACUGUUGGUUUCUCCGUGUAUAUAGUUGGCUUUCUGACACAGGUGGUUACCGUAUUUGGAUUUCCCUAUAGUGACAGCUUCUCUAACACAUACAGGACCAUCUGGUCUUUCUUCCCACCUAAUCUUCUUGCUAAAGCCCUUCAAUUGCUUUCUGAUGCAACUUCCACUCCUGAAGACCCUGGUAUCAGCUGGAGCCGUAUAGGAGAGUGUGCACCAAAUGACAAUGACUGUCUAAUAAAUAUGAGUGAUAUCUAUAUUUGGCUUGUAUUAACAUUUAUUCUGUGGGUUGCCCUUGCAAUAUACUUUGAUAAUAUCUUCCCCAACUCAUCGGGUGUAAGAAAACCAACUUUCUACUUUCUGAACCCUGGAUACUGGUCAGGGAAAGGUGGAGACAGGGUGAGAGAGGGAUCGAUUUGUAGUUGCAUGCGGUCUGUUCCAACAUCAGAACAUACGACUCCAGAUGAUGAAGAUGUACUCCAAGAGGAAAACACUGUGAAGCAACAACAUAGAGAAGGUGCUGUUGAUCCAAAUCUUGCAGUUCAGAUACAUGGGCUUGUGAAAAUAUAUCCUGGAAGAACUAACAUUGGUUGCUUUAAAUGCAAGAGAAGUGCACCUUAUCAUGCACUCAAGGGGUUAUGGGUGAACUUUCCAAAGGAUCAGCUUUUUUGUCUUCUAGGACCAAAUGGAGCUGGAAAAACUACUGCAAUCAAUUGCUUAACAGGAAUUACACCAGUCACCGAAGGAGAUGCUCUCAUAUAUGGACAUUCCAUCCGAAGCUCUGUUGGCAUGUCAAAUAUCCAGAAAAUGAUAGGUGUUUGCCCCCAGUUUGAUAUUCUUUGGGAUGCACUGUCUGGUCAAGAACACCUCUAUCUUUUUGCCAGUAUCAAGGGUCUCCCCCCUGCUUCACUUAAAACGGUUGUGCAAAAAUCAUUGGCAGAAGUGAGACUCACGGAGGCAGCCAGAGUAAGAUCUCGAAGCUACAGUGGAGGAAUGAAACGUCGCCUCAGUGUUGCAAUAGCUCUAAUUGGUGAACCAAAAUUGGUCAUCUUAGACGAACCGGUAAACAAAAUUUUAUUUUAUUUUAUUUUUUUUCCACAAUCGUUAACCAUCUUUUCAUUUUGGUCUGAACUUUAUUUAUUUCUUCAGACUACUGGUAUGGACCCCAUAACUCGAAGACACGUUUGGGACAUUAUUGAGAAUGCAAAAAAAGGGAGAGCCGUUAUUCUAACAACACAUUCAAUGGAAGAAGCUGAUAUUUUAAGUGAUCGAAUUGGAAUCAUGACAAAAGGUAAGCUUCGUUGCAUUGGAAAUUCAAUCAGGUUGAAGUCAAGAUUUGGUACUGGUUACAUUGCUAAUGUAAGCUUCUUGGCGACCAAUGAUAACGUGACACAUCAUGAGGAUGUGAAGCUGUUCUUUAAAGAUCGUUUAGACGUGGUUCCAAAAGAGGAAAACAAGUCGUUCCUGACUUUUGUUAUCCCACAUCACAAGGAGGGCUUAUUAACUAAUUUCUUUGAGGAGCUAGAAAAUAGAGAGGAGGAAUUUGGUAUAUCGGACAUACAACUGAGUCUUGCGACUCUUGAAGAAGUGUUCCUCAACAUCGCAAAACAGGCAGAAUUCGAAAGUGCUGCAGCUGAAGGUAGAUUCACCACAUUGACUUUGACCUCAGGAACCUCUCUUCAAAUACCGGUUGGAGCAAGAUACAUAGGAAUUCCAGAAACUGUUUCAACAGAGAAUCCACAUGGAGUUAUGGUGGAAGUUUAUUGGGGGCAAGACGAUGCGGGUGCACUCUGCAUUUCAGGGCACUCAAAUGAAACAUCGAUACCAUCUCAUGUCCAAUUACCCGAUGCCCUUUCUUCUUCACAUUCACAUACCUCUCGAAGAAACUUUUUGGGCCGAUCUGGGCCGGUCCAUGGAAUCGUUAUUAAUCCUAAUGAAAUUGGUACAACAUCUUGAUGUGAUUUAUGUUAAAGGAUCAUAUAGGGGAGGAGGGGGUUCGACAACUUUUGUUUAUUUGUUCAAUAUAGUAUGUAUAAAUUGUUUUACAUGUAUUUACAUAUUAUCACACCAUAUCUUUCAUACAAAAUAUAUUUUCCUUUACCAA
Lactuca sativa (garden lettuce) is the source of this 3289-nucleotide messenger RNA. Its product is annotated as ABC transporter A family member 2. NCBI's taxonomy places the organism in Eukaryota, Viridiplantae, Streptophyta, Magnoliopsida, Asterales, Asteraceae. The record is from RefSeq and is a predicted model, not a curated record. Gene Ontology annotation, biological process: transmembrane transport; lipid transport. Gene Ontology annotation, cellular component: intracellular membrane-bounded organelle; membrane. Gene Ontology annotation, molecular function: ATP binding; ATP hydrolysis activity; lipid carrier activity.